Molecule: messenger RNA, 1806 nt
Organism: Achroia grisella
Lineage: Eukaryota; Metazoa; Arthropoda; Insecta; Lepidoptera; Pyralidae
Product: uridine 5'-monophosphate synthase-like
Exons: 7
Coding region: 1-1806 (601 amino acids)
Biological process (GO): 'de novo' pyrimidine nucleobase biosynthetic process; 'de novo' UMP biosynthetic process
Molecular function (GO): orotate phosphoribosyltransferase activity; orotidine-5'-phosphate decarboxylase activity
Source: RefSeq, a predicted model, not a curated record
AUGACUGAGUUAAUUGACAUUCUCGAAAAACAUAAAAAGAUUACAAAAGAAAUGUCUAUAAAGCUUCACAAAUAUCUAAGAGAAGUUAAAGCACCAGUAACUAAAGAAUGGGGAGAUUGUGUGACAUCUCAUUCUUUACCUGGAGAGGGUAUAUUGAAGGCUCUGAGCAGUGCAUGUACUGGAAUAGAAAACCGUGGUGUAUUUCUUCUGGCUGAAUUGAGCAGUGAGAAUACAGAGAAGAAACUGAACAUGGCUUCAAAGAAUCCAAAUAUAAUUACUGGUUUUGUAUGCCAAAAUAAGGAUACAUUUAAAGAUCCUGGGCUGUUACAAUUAACUCCUGGCGUACAACUCGAAAGUGCUAAGGACGAUCUGGGUCAAGUAUACAAUACACCAGAAAAAAAUCUAGCAAUAAAGUUGUUUGAUAUAGAUGCAGUUAAAUUCGGGGAGUUUAAGACGAAGAGUGGAACUAUGACACCUGUUUACUUUGAUUUGAGGGUUAUAGUUAGUUAUCCGGACGUAAUGGAACUAUUAACAGUCCUGCUUUACGACAUUGUUAGUAACCAUAAAAAAUAUGAUCACAUAUGUGGAGUCCCUUACACAGCUCUACCAAUUGCUACUUUACUUAGUGUUAAGGUAAAGAAACCAAUGCUAUUGCGAAGAAAAGAGGCAAAAGCAUAUGGUACUAAGAAAAUGAUAGAAGGUCAUUAUAAAGUGGGUGAAACUUGUCUUAUAAUUGAAGAUGUAGUAACUUCUGGUUCUAGUGUAUUAGAAACAGUCAAAGAUUUAAAUAAAGAAGGGUUAAUAGUUAAAAAUGCUAUAAUUAUUUUAGACAGAGAACAAGGUGGCAGAAUGAAUCUUGAAUCCAAUAAUGUAUAUAUUGAUUCACUAUUUACAAUGACUGAGUUAAUUGACAUUCUCGAAAAACAUAAAAAGAUUACAAAAGAAAUGUCUAUAAAGAUUCACAAAUAUUUAAGAGAAGUUAAAGCACCAGUAACUAAAGAUUCAUUUGAGGACAGAAUUCGAAUACCUUUCGAGAAGAGAGCAGAGUUAUCAAAGAAUCUAGUAGCAAAACAACUCUUUAACAUUAUGUCUAUUAAAAAAACAAACCUAUGUUUAUCUGUCGAUUUGACAUCAACUGUAAAAAUUCUCGAACUUCUUGAAAAAGUAGGAGAAUACAUAUGCUUAGUGAAAACCCAUGUUGAUAUUAUAGAAGAUUUUACUUCUGAUUUCAUUUCUCGACUUAAACAAUUAGCGGACAGAUUUAAUUUUUUGAUUCUGGAGGACAGGAAAUUUGCGGAUAUUGGUAACACAGUAUCAUUACAAUAUCAAAAAGGGUUAUAUAAGAUUUCAGAAUGGGCAGAUUGUGUGACAUCUCAUUCUUUACCUGGAGAGGGUAUAUUGAAGGCUCUGAGCAGUGCAUGUACUGGAAUAGAAAACCGUGGUGUAUUUCUUCUAGCUGAAAUGAGCAGUGAGGGAAAUUUGAUCUCUGCAGAAUACAGAGAAGAAACUGUGAACAUGGCUUCAAAGAAUCCAAAUAUAAUUACUGGUUUUGUAUGCCAAAAUAAGGAUACAUUUAAAGAUCCUGGGCUGUUACAAUUAACUCCUGGCGUACAACUCGAAAGUGCUAAGGACGAUCUGGGUCAAGUAUACAAUACACCAGAAAAAGUAAUUUUAGAAAAUGGUGCAGAUAUUGUGGUUGUUGGGCGCGGAAUAGUCAAUGCAAAGAGCCCAGAAGCACAGGCGGUCGUUUACAGAGAUGCUUUAUGGAAAUGUUAUUCAAAAAGAAUCUCAGGUAAAUUAGAGUAA